GCACAACGCUGGUGUGAUAUAUCGUGAUCUCAAACCAGAAAACAUUCUCUUAGAUUCUGAUCUCCACAUUCAGCUGGUGGACUUCGGGCUGUCCAAGUGGUUGUCCAUCGGCUCGCGGACCACGACGCUCUGCGGCACACUCAAAUAUAUGGUGUGGGACUCGAUGCGUUGCAUAUUUUAAACUCGAAAUGGCGCAAUACGUCGCACACGACCUUUCCGAUACCCCACUGAAAAUCUUCGGAAGUCUGUAAUCGAAAUAUUAUUGGGCGAUUAUGUCAGUAUUCGAGGCGAGUGCGCGCGCGACUUGCCAGUGACGGGCGAGAUGAACGCACGCAGCAUAGAGUUCGAAAUGUCCAUGGAGGGUAGGCAAGUGGACGAGGUGGUCGCCAGCAUCUUCCACACGGUGCUGUUCCAUCGCUCGAGCGGCAAGUUCACGUACAACAACGAGGAGAGCUACUCGAUACGGACGGUCAGCUACGUGGACGUGGACUGCGACUUCAUCGACUUCACGUACGUGUGCUGCGAGUCGGAGGCGCUGGGCCGCCUGGUGCGGCGCGAGGUGUCGGACUUCUCGGAGCUGCUGCGCGGCGCCGACGGCUCCAGCCCGCCGCGCGGCUCUAUCAGUCUCGAGUUCUUCCAGAAGCGCCGAGCGCGCUGGCCCUUCCAGCCCGAGUGCGUGCCCUGGGAGGUGUGGACGGUCUGCUGCGAGCUCACCGAGUCCCGCAACGAGCAGGACAUGCACGCGAAGCACGAGAGCGUCGUCGAGAUGCUGCAGGACAAGAUCGUCUUCAUCACGGAGAUCAUCAACCGCCACGAGUACGUCCCGAAGAUGCCGAGCCGGUCGGAUGCCGACCUCAUCUUCGACACGACGUACGCGGACAUCCAGCCGUACCUGUUCAAGAUCCACUACAACCUGUCCGGCGCCCCGCCCACGUCGGUCGGCAACACGGUCCGGAAGCUGAUACGCGACACGCUGUCCUUGUGAUGUACGGUGACCUGCUGUGCUCUGUACUUUCUGAACCGGGACGUGAACGGAUCGUUUUAUAUAUUUGGGUUGCUGGUUUUAAAAUUUUGUGAUAUCGUUUGGGAGCUGGUCUACGCGAGGAGAGGUCCGUGAGUUAUUAUUUUGGAUCCUUUCGUCCCAGAACGUGACGUCGCACGUGUUUGAUUUUGUUGAACUUUAGUUAGAGUUUUAUUCAUCAGAAGUGCAAUUAUAUUAUUGUGAACGGGGAGAAUGUAAAUAAUUAAAAUUAUAUCGUACCUAUAUUUAUAUAUAAUUAUAAUAUAUAAUAUUAUUCGCAAUGUUGUAACUGCAAUAAUGUACUUAUGCUAAUAUUUCGCACUAUCGAAAUGUAAUUAUUUAUUAUUUUAUUAUUUCACGCGGACUAAUAAUUGUUUAAGUCGCUUUUGCGUAAUGUUAAUAAUAAAACUUUUCGUUUCUAUAUAAUUAGUCGUAAUAUCAAUUAUAAUUAUAAUAAACGGAGCUCUAGCUCGAAAAGCUGGUUGAAGUGUCCAUUUAAUUUUUUUUUUUAAGAUUUGACAAAUGUUUUCUUUCAUUAUAUCCUAGUUAUUUUUCGUAUUAACGUUAAAAGUAUAGUUUACAGUCAUAGGUUUAAAAUAAGACGAAUUAUAUUAUAAACAGUUUUAAGUUGUAGCUGUAACGUCACUUAUCAAAUUCUGACACGUAGAUUUUUUUUUUGUGUUAUACGUGUUAGUGGCGAAUAAUUCAAAUUGUUAUUAAAAUUAAUUUUAGAAUUUUAUGAACAUCAAUAAUUUUAAGAUUAACGACUGAGUUUACGCUCGGUGUAAUAUAGUAUAGUCUAUUGACUAUUGGGUGUUUUAUAUUAAAAAAAAAGAAAAUGCUUUGUGAUAUUUGCAUGAAACAUAUAUAUGUAUAUUAAAUAUUAUUUUGUGUGUCAACGUUUUUAGAUUAGAUCGUCGUAUCGAAGAUAUUAAUUCUAUAAUAUAAGUGUUGUAUAUAUUUAAAUGUAUAGGAGAAUAUUACAAAUUUUCUCAUUUAAUAUUUUUCUUCAGAUAGUGAAUUUAUUUCAACAUUGAGAGCUUUAUGAAACUAAUGCUUAGUUAAUGGUAUAUUAUUUCCACGAUUCUGAAGCGCGGAUUGGUUGGUAUCAAAUAUUUAUUACGUCGCUUAUGGAUAGUGGAAGUCGUCCCACAUAGAAAGGUGCAUGAGAUAUCAUAGUAUGUAUUUAUGUAGGUAACAAAUUGUUUCGCCUUCCGUUUAUUUAAACAAUAAAACUAAAUUUUCAUAUUAUAAAGUAAGUAGUGUUUAGUGUUAUAACAUAUAAAACAACAACCAUAGGUCUGAAUCUUCACCUCGAUAUAUUCUUACACAGAUACAAAAUUCUAUUGAAAUAGAAUAUUUUUAGCGUAUAGAGAACUAUUCAUUUUUAUAUUAUAGCAGUUUAUUAUGUAUCAAAUGUCACUAAAUAAUACAAUGUAUCGCCCUCUUUAACUGUAAUUAUGAACUCUUAAAGUAUAUAUCAAGGCACGUUAAUCUAUAAUUGAGUUCCUUCUUAACUGAGGCUGUAAUAUCACGUCGGUCCAUUCGUAAACAUCAGAUAGUAAUCGCGUAUAUUACAGAUGAAAAAUAUAUUAUAGCCUUAGAAGUUGAAAAAUUGCUCUUUAAAUAACUAGUUACCUGUUUAAUCUGUACAAGAACCCGAAAAUGUAAAAAAUGUUCUAGAAUAAAGAAUGGAUGAUUGAUACUAAUUGUAAAAAAAUAUAAGAGCUCGCACUACACGUGACAGGAGUGACGCAAUGCAUUAGGAAUGGUCCAUAGAUAUCCGACCUAGAAAUGGCUCUCAUCGCGCCAUAGAGGGACCUCGGUAUUCCGUUUGGUUUCGUUGUCUUUUUAAUGUUCUCUUACAUCUGGGCGGAGGAAUGAAUCCAUCCAUGUUUAAACUUCUAAUUAUUUACUUUCCUACCUCAUUUUGUGACUCUAGCUUUAGCGUGUUCGCAUCUCUAUUGGAAAAAUAGUUUCCUAUAUGUAACUAUAAUUAACAAUAUAAUUUCGUCGCCAAAGAUGAGGCUGUACAUUGCAAUUGCUGAUUGAUUAUUCAAAUUUUACUAUAACUUAUAUAAUAUGAGGAUUGUAUACUAUAUUGCAAGGGCAGGAGUAGAUGUGGAAAGGCACAUUUAUAUAUUACAUGAGAUUUUCUAAUAGCUUGUUAUGCUCCAAAAACAGUUAUCGAUUAAUAUAUUUUCAUUUAUAAUGACUGUUAACUGUAUUCCACUCAUAUUCAUUUUAAUUUCAGUGCAACUCCGCCGACAUUAAAAAUGCGAUUUUAUGGUAUUCAUUAUAAAACCAUAGAUUAUUUUAGACCGACCAAUGAUGUCAAAUCAAUUCAAGGUCACAGUUGUCUAUUUCUCUUUACUCCCGCAAUUGCAAUAGGCUAUAGUUAUUUAUUGUGCCCGUGUCGGUUCCAUAUCAGCUAGUACCUCGUUAAUUCCCCCGACUGGAUCGUUUAACAAUAAUCCAGUGUUACGACAAUAUGAAUUAUCUAAACAUUACCUUGAUGGCGUGCCUCGUUCUUAAUGUUAUUUUGGGCACUGUAAAUUUUAAUAAAAUUGCACUUGCUAUGGCCUUAUUUGAAAGAUGAAUAUAUCUUAAUGUGGAUGGCUGUUACAUGUUAGUGUAUGAUGAAAGUUAGUAUAUGAUGUGAUUUAUGAGUUCAAAAAUAAACAAAAAUCUUAGUCUUGUGAUAAUUUAUAUAAAAAUGUGAAUAAAUGAUGGAGUAUUAA
Molecule: messenger RNA, 3762 nt
Organism: Vanessa tameamea
Lineage: Eukaryota; Metazoa; Arthropoda; Insecta; Lepidoptera; Nymphalidae
Gene: Atg101
Product: autophagy-related protein 101
Exons: 2
Coding region: 323-985 (220 amino acids)
Biological process (GO): protein phosphorylation; autophagosome assembly; autophagy
Cellular component (GO): phagophore assembly site
Molecular function (GO): protein serine/threonine kinase activity; ATP binding
Source: RefSeq, a predicted model, not a curated record